AUGCGCUACACACUUCCCUUCGUCACCCUCCUCUCCCUCGCCCUAGCCCAAGGCACAGACAACGCUCUCUCAGGUCUCGCCUCCGGCGUCGCAAACAGCGUCACCGGUCCUGCUACCGAGAUCGCCUCAUCUCUCUCAUCGGCGAGCUCAGCUGCCGAGUCCGCCGCGUCAAGUGUUGAGUCAUCGCUGUCGGAUAUCAGCUCUACCCUUUCAUCGGUGCUGUCCUCCAUCACUGACUCUGUGCCGUCCGAAAGUGAGACCGGUGCGCUGAACAGCGCGUCUCAGAGUGCGGAAUCGGCAGCUAGCAGUGUCAGUGAGGCUGCAAGCAGUGUGACCGCGGCAGCUAGUGGUGGGGGUGCUGCAAUGGUGACUGCCGCUCCGGGACUUGUGGGCGCAGGAUUGUUGGGGUUGGCUGCGUUGUUGUGA
Cyphellophora attinorum is the source of this 426-nucleotide messenger RNA. RefSeq lists its product as uncharacterized. The transcript has a single exon. Lineage: Eukaryota; Fungi; Ascomycota; Eurotiomycetes; Chaetothyriales; Cyphellophoraceae. The record is from RefSeq and is a predicted model, not a curated record. The coding region runs from base 1 to 426 and encodes 141 amino acids.